UACAUGAUGUGUUAAAGAGCAUGGCACUAGAUGAUUGUUCAAAUAUAUAUGCAGAAAAGGCAAGUUAUUUGGGCUACAAUUAUGCAAACGACAAAUUCUUAUUUCUACAUCAUGAUGAAUUUGGCGCAGUUUUCUACGUAAUGCGGAUCAAGCUGAUCGUUUACAAUAGAGACUCUCAGCGAAUCACUAUUUUUGGCAGUGAAGUUCCGGUUUGCAAUAUCCAUGAGCGAGGAUUAAUGGAAAUUCAAAAUAGCCCGGAAAAACUAAUCUGCAGGAGUAUCACUGAGUUUAUAGAUCGGGCGCCAAUUGAUUCACUCACGGAAAGCAAUAAGCAGUAUCUGUUCGUGAAACAUUCGAUUCCGCCGAUGCAUUAAAUUAAAAAUAACGGAAUGGACAAGAUAGCGGUAUUCAGAACAUGCGACGCCUCACGCACCAUUCGGCAUAUUGUUCCCGCUUACGGAAAUCUCGCCAGUUUGUUGGACCAAGGAUCAAAGAUGUUCAAUAAACACUUUUCUCAAAUAGUGUUGGAAAACGAUGGUUGCCAAAUAUCGAACGAUUUUGUACUGAUGGCCUUUUCGAGCAACCUACUAAUGUUACUCAAUGCGGAAGAGAAAUGGACAGCCCAUAACAUGGAAAACACAGGAAACGAACAAGGGUCAUCACAAGCUUUACAAGGAAAUAUUAUGACUGCUCAUCUAUCCGUUAUGGCCCAGGAAAACAUUGUGGCCCAAGAAAACGUUGUGGUCCAAGAAAACGUUAUCGGUCAAGGUACCGUAGGAACAGACAGGAUCGAAUACAAUCUGAUACAACCAGUCGGGUUUUCUUCGAAUCUAUUGACAGUUGUUUCUGACUCUAACGCUGACUCGGCCGUAGCUGAUGGUAUAGCUACACAGCUAGUUGCUGAUAUGGACACACAAGAGGACUCUGAUCUGAACCUGGUAGAGCAAGCAGUUAUUAUGACUCCGGUGAUAAGUGAAGUGAUACCCUCAUGUUCGAUUGCUUCGGCUGAGAGUGGCCAGGAAGAAAAUACAUCACCGAAUAUAUCAACGAAACGAUCUUAUCCAGGGUACCAGAAAUCCAACAAAAAGCAUGCAUCGAGUGCGAUGAAGUUUAAAUCAUUCGAGAUUAACUGGAGUAAGAUAAGUGAUACUCAAAUCGCUCGUCUUGACGGUCUUCAAGAGCACCGACUGAAAAAUCCAAAUUCAGCAGUCCCACGCACGAUUCGUUUGAAAAAACAUGAACUCAACUCUCUAGUGAAUAACGUCGUAGAUCAAUUGCGCAAUAUUGAUGUGGAUAUAAGCGCAGCUGUAAUGGAAAAUGCAGCCAAACAAAUGUUACACAAAUAUCCGUGUUUGGAAAUAUUGGAUGAUGACGGCUUUGGCAAUGGAUUGAGUCAUAUGACAAUAAAACACAAAAUGAUAAACAGGAAUACGUAUCUGAAUCGCCUUGACUCAUUACCAAGAGCAUCACCGACGUUGAAUCACAAACCAAAACAUCGAAGGGCUGGCACUAUGAUCGAGUAUUGGAAAUUAACUACGGAUCAAUGCUCCAAAGAAGUUCUUUCAAAAUUACGGCGGGAUGAGCCAUCUCUUCUCACGGAAGAAUUUAUGAGUGAUUCCCAAGGAUAUAUCCGAUCACUAAUCGAUCAGAAAAAGGAGCUGAAAGUCAUACUAUCAGAGUGGCCAGUGUUGCGAAGACGGAUUCUUAUGAGCUAUCAUUUCAAGAAAGCGACUGGGAUUGAAAUCGAUACUCUACGUGCUUACUUUUCGGCGAAAAGGGCGAAGAUAGUAGAGUUCUCGGCAAGUCAAAAAGCGAAUAAGCUGACCGAAGGUGCAACUGAUUGUGACGUGUUCAAGUUUUUGGCAAAAGCAGUAGGAGAAUCAUUGGAUGAUCUCGUUUUGAAGAAGGAGGUUGGUACCAGGAUUGACGAAAUUCGUGAUGAAUCAGCUGGACCUGUAUUGAUUUGCAUUGAUAUGGGAAACGAAUCGGCCAUGUACUACGUGUUUGCGGAGCAAACUCGGCUGUCUGAAGGUACAACAGAUAUCGUUUGUGCUUUUCAAGAUCUGAUGUCGGUACAAUAUGUACAUGGUUUCAUGUACCUCAAGAAAGUCGCCAAAUUUUGGAGUUCACUCAGGAAUAUUUUCUGAAGAUUUUCCCGGGCAAAGGCUCCAAGUCCAAUGCCAUUAGAAUUGGACAGCAGCAACGAAUGGUGCAAAAAUUAAUCGCGUCUUUGUCUGAAUUUGAAGCCUCAACAUAAGUGGCAAUUAUAUUCCUAAGCUGUUAUUUUAAUAAGUACAAAAUAGCAAACUACUACUCAUAAAUGUAAUAUGAAUU
This is a messenger RNA of Armigeres subalbatus, 2334 nucleotides long. RefSeq lists its product as uncharacterized. The coding region runs from base 390 to 2147 and encodes 585 amino acids. The record is from RefSeq and is a predicted model, not a curated record. NCBI's taxonomy places the organism in Eukaryota, Metazoa, Arthropoda, Insecta, Diptera, Culicidae. Gene Ontology annotation, biological process: apoptotic process. The transcript is spliced from 5 exons.